Molecule: messenger RNA, 1596 nt
Organism: Penicillium maclennaniae
Lineage: Eukaryota; Fungi; Ascomycota; Eurotiomycetes; Eurotiales; Aspergillaceae
Product: origin of replication complex subunit 5 family protein
Exons: 3
Coding region: 1-1596 (531 amino acids)
Biological process (GO): DNA replication initiation; DNA replication
Cellular component (GO): nuclear origin of replication recognition complex; nucleus
Molecular function (GO): DNA replication origin binding
Source: RefSeq, a predicted model, not a curated record
AUGCAGCCAAUUGAAGUUGCGCGCUCCCUGAGUGCACAAUGGCCAUGUCGGGAGGUUCAGGCGCGGCAACUAGCUAAUCUCCUCCAUCCCUCUAUCCCUAGCCCGCCAACACUAGUUGUCCAUGGAAUUUCUGCGACCUGCAAAUCGACCAUCAUCCGCAGCGUUCUCUCAACCCUUGAGAUUCCGCACGCAGUUGUCCGGAGCACGGAGUGCAUUACAGGGCGCCAUCUCUUGACAAAGAUUCUCUGGAAUACACUGGAGGCAGUGGGUCAGAAAGACGAGUGGGAGAAGUUUGGCAAGGGACGAUGCGAGCACGUCAGCUCACUUGCGGUUCUUCUGGAAGAAUGUCUUGCCUCAAGAGCCGCAGAAAAACAAGGGAAAUUCGUGCUGGUACUGGACGAGAUCGACCGACAAAGGGAGGCGCCGCAUACGCUGUUGUCGGCGCUGGCCCGACUUGGAGAAAUCAUCCCAUCGCUCUGCGUCGUUCUCGUGCUCGGAUCGACUCCUCGGCCUCUGUUCCUGCAGGAUGCGGCGGUACCUCAUAUCAGCUUCCCAUCUUAUACGCGCAAAGAAUCCAUUGAAAUCCUGCUGGCUUCUCCGACGCCUGUGGUAGAGGGUUUGCCGGAGGAAGUCACCUCACGGAUAUACCCUCACUUCGUUGCGACUAUUUAUGAUACACUCGUUGGGCCGACAGCAGGCUCGAUUCCAAAUUUCCUAUCAAUUUGCGAGAAACUUUGGCCUCUGUUUGUGGUUCCAGUGGUGCAAGGCGAAGCUCCGCCCGGCGGGAACACUGAAUGGGACUUUUCGCAUCUGCUGUUGAAAAACAGAGCUCUAUUCCGGCACGAGGGAGAAUCCGCACUAGUGCACCGGAUCGUACCCGAGGAAUCAUCUGGUCUGCUCAAGACUUCCAGAGCCCCAUUGGCAACGAAAACACCUCCCUCCGCUCUCCCGUCACUGCCAUACUUCUCUACAUUGAUCUUGACAUCAGCGUAUCUGGCAUCCCAUACUCCACAGCGUCUUGAUACAAUUUUCUUCUCCAAAUUCUCCUCCUCCUCGCUCUCAGCACGCAACAAGCGUGCCCAUCAUCGUCGCCGCUUAAAGGUCCUCUCCCAAGCCCAAGCCGAAGAUAGAGCAGCCGCCAGCGAGAACGCCUCGACACCAAACAAAAAGGGCAAACGAACCAAAACUCGAAUUACAAAAUCAACACUCUCUUCUGCAUUUGCCACAUCGUCCGCAACAACCUCCGCCACCGGAGGCGGUGGUAUCACAGGCCCCUCGACAAUCCUCACAGCACGCCCAUUCCCUCUAGAACGCCUUUUAGCUAUCUACCACGCUAUCGAUCCCAAUCCACCCGCAAAUCCCAUUCGCACCAGCGCCGUAGCAGACUCGAUCUACACCGAGCUGGCCACACUACGGCGUCUACGUCUCGUCGUCCCAGCCUCCGGCCACGUCGGAGUAACCAGCAUGGGAAGUGGCAACACCAGUGCUGAUGCGGGAGAGAAGUGGUGUGUGAAUGUUUCUGGGGACUGGAUUGGUGAGCUGGCUAAGGGGAUUGGUGUGGAGGUUGGAGAGUGGUUGGCUGGUGGUUUGGAUUGA